Messenger RNA from Anthonomus grandis grandis, 1558 nucleotides. RefSeq names its product adenosine 3'-phospho 5'-phosphosulfate transporter 1 (gene sll). Gene Ontology annotation, molecular function: 3'-phosphoadenosine 5'-phosphosulfate transmembrane transporter activity. Gene Ontology annotation, cellular component: endoplasmic reticulum membrane; Golgi membrane. The coding region runs from base 133 to 1434 and encodes 433 amino acids. Gene Ontology annotation, biological process: transmembrane transport. The transcript has a single exon. The record is from RefSeq and is a predicted model, not a curated record. NCBI's taxonomy places the organism in Eukaryota, Metazoa, Arthropoda, Insecta, Coleoptera, Curculionidae.
UCAAAACAAUGUUUAUAUUUAUAUUUAGUUAAGAAAUUUGCUUGCAUCACUUUUUAUACUCCUCCAAAAGAUGGGAAAUCCAUUAAAAACCAAAGAAAUUACGCCCCUGUAGUACUGAGGCCUAACCGAACCAUGGCCAAAAGAAUUGAAUUAGGAAUAUUCCUAAUAAUAUUCUUUACUGUGUUCUUCCUAUCUGUUAUCAAUCUUCUGAUCAUAAACUUGGAGGUAGUGCAAAAUCCUCCUGCAAAUUCGGCCUGGCUGAUCCACGCUAUAAGAAACACGGCUGGCUAUUUAACAGUGUUCCUACCGGGCUAUUUAAUAUUUAAGUACAUCAAGACAACCAAUUAUUUAAGUGUGAGCGGUCGAGGACCUAUAGGAGCCAUUAUAAGAACAUGCUUUAGUGAAGAUGAUCUGCUUUUAUCUACAAACCCAAAACACGAGCCAACAAACAAUAGGACGCCCUUGGGCAAUGCUCUCUUGCUGCUGUUUUACUUUUUCGGACUGCAACUUAGCUAUUUAUCUUGGGGAGUCUUGCAGGAAAAAGUGAUGACGCAGAAAUAUGUUACCGCCAAUGGGGACAUAGCUUAUUUUAAAGAUUCUCAGUUUCUAGUCUUUGUCAAUAGAAUAUUAGCGUUUGCCAUGUCUGCCUUGUUGAUAUUAUGCAGCAGACAGCCUAGGCAUAGGUGCCCUUUGUACAAAUAUGCUUUUUGUUCCUUCUCAAAUAUUAUGAGCUCUUGGUGCCAGUAUGAAGCUUUGAAAUAUGUUUCGUUUCCACAUCAAGUUUUGGCCAAGGCAAGCAAAACUAUUCCUGUAAUGAUAAUGGGAAAAGUAGUUUCUAGGACUAAGUAUGAAUUUUAUGAAUAUGUGACUGCCGGUAUUCUAUCUGUAGGAAUGUUAUUUUUUAUGCUAGAUUCUGGUAAUGAUAGAGCUAAUAGUACUGCUACAACUUUUAGUGGUGCCGUUUUGCUUAUUUCUUAUAUAGUUUUCGAUAGUUUUACUUCAAACUGGCAAUCCAAGCUUUUUAAAACUUACGAAAUGAAGCCCAUUCAAAUGAUGUGCUUUGUCAACUUUUUCUCUGGCAUAUUUACAUUUGUCUCAUUACUGCAACAUGGGGGCUUAAUUGAAUCUAUUAGGUUUAUGUUUACUUAUCCACAAUUUGUAGCAGAUGUGGUUAUCAUAUCUAUAUGCUCUGCUUCAGGGCAGUUGUUCAUUUAUAACACUAUAGAUGACUUUGGCCCUUUAGUUUUUGUUAUUAUAAGUACUAUUAGGCAGUGUUUAUCGGUUUUGUUAAGUUGUAUUAUUUAUGGGCAUGUAGUGCACGUAAUGGGUGGAAUAGGGUUGUUUUUGGUGUUCUUUAGUAUAUUAUUAAAGAUAUAUUGUGGGCAAAGAAUAAGAAAGAUCAAGCAACAAAGUGCUAGUCUGUUAAAAAGCUAGUUAUUAAGUUAUUUUAGCUGCAAAACAUAUUUAAAACUUCUGUGUAAAAUUGUGAUUAUAUUUAAUUUUUAGGUGUAUUUGACCAAAAAAUUGUUUUAUUUAUUAAUAAAAGAAUUGGUUUCUA